Molecule: messenger RNA, 1428 nt
Organism: Xenopus laevis (African clawed frog)
Lineage: Eukaryota; Metazoa; Chordata; Amphibia; Anura; Pipidae
Gene: dck.2.L
Product: deoxycytidine kinase, gene 2 L homeolog
Biological process (GO): dAMP biosynthetic process
Cellular component (GO): cytoplasm; mitochondrion; nucleus
Molecular function (GO): deoxynucleoside kinase activity; deoxyadenosine kinase activity; deoxyguanosine kinase activity
Source: RefSeq, marked provisional
AUUAGACAGUGUCAGAGAGAAGUUGUGCGGCUGCUGCUGUGUGUGUGUGGUGUAGCUAUGGCGACUCCCCCUAAGAGAAUGUGUCACAGUCCUGUCUUUAACAACAGCUUUGAGAAGAGAGUCAAGAAGCUUUCCAUCGAAGGCAAUAUUGCUGCGGGAAAAUCCACCUUUGUGCGAAUACUGGAAAAGGCCAGCGACGAAUGGGAGGUCGUUCCAGAACCCAUUGCCAAAUGGUGUAAUGUCCAAACCACUGAAAAUGAAAAUGAGGAGCUGUCCACAUCUCAGAAGAGUGGAGGAAAUUUGCUACAAAUGCUGUACGAUAAACCUACCCGGUGGGCUUAUACAUUUCAAACUUAUGCUUGCUUGAGCAGAGUCAGGGCGCAGCUAAAAACACCAUCCCCUAAGUUGCUGGAAGCAGAACAUCCUGUGCAGUUUUUUGAAAGAUCUGUGUACAGUGAUCGGUAUAUUUUUGCUUCCAGCUUAUUUGAAUUUCAAAACAUUAAUGAGACAGAGUGGGCCAUUUAUCAAGACUGGCAUACAUGGUUCCUAAAUCAGUUUGAAUCCGACAUUGACUUGGAUGGAAUCAUCUACCUCAGAGCUACACCAGAGAAAUGUAUGGAUAGGUUACACACUCGCGGCAGAGAAGAGGAGCAAGGCAUUCAACUUGAAUACUUGGAAAGUUUACAUUAUAAGCAUGAAUCCUGGCUUUAUGACCGAACAAUGUCGGUAGAUUUUGAAAACCUACAACACAUGCCAGUUAUGGUUUUGGAUGUCAAUGAAGACUUUAAAUAUGACAAAAUCAAACAGGAAGCACUGCUCGACAAAGUAAAGGAAUUUUUGGCUUCCCUCUAAUCUUGAGAGAAGAAAGGAAGACUUCCUAUAUUGGUUUGCUCAUUCUUUUAGCCAUCCAAUUAAUUUGACUGGAAUUCAGUAAUAUAUAUAUUUUUUUUUUUCCGGCCAUCGAAGAGGGUAUUUAUGGCUUCCUUUAAUGUUCCACAGGUGCAUUAAAGUUUGGGGCUGUAGCUUUUGACCACUGUGUAUUAAGAUAGCUAUAAUUCUAAUAUGGCAGUUGUAAAUGAUAUCCCUUACUUGCUGGCAUUAUAUUUCAUAGACCGGACAACUGUAUCUACAGUGAGUGAACAACAAGACGGAAUGCACUUAUUUCCCCCCCCCCAUAUGCUUUAAUGAAAGCUUCUUGAUCCACUUUGCUUGGUAAUGUCACUGCCUUGUGAACUUGGCCAUGUUAAAGGGGUUCUAUGGUUAGAGAGUAACGUUCUGAGACAAUUGGUUUCCGCUUGAAAUUACAGAAAUUGUGCAUUAAUGUUGAAUAAGAGACGAAUAUCAAUCGGAGCGGGUCUAAAUAGAAAUUGGUACUAAAAAGUAGCUAUUAAAGUAAAUUUAAAAGCUGGAGAUAGAAGGGAAAUAAUU